Molecule: messenger RNA, 3002 nt
Organism: Diatraea saccharalis (sugarcane borer)
Lineage: Eukaryota; Metazoa; Arthropoda; Insecta; Lepidoptera; Crambidae
Source: the annotation of a GenBank genome assembly
UUACACGAUAAUUAAAGUGUAUUAAUAUUGGUGCUUGAGCGUUUGCUGCUGUAAUAUCUAAUGGCAUGCGUGCUUUGUCAUCCAUUGAUAAAAAAAUUCAAGAUUUCUUGUCGUAGCAGUACAGAAUGUGCCAUCUUUAUGUUUCAAAUGUAGCGUAGAAUCUGGUUUACAUGAACAGUUACGACAUGUCUUUUUCCUUCCUCUGUACUGACUCGUCUGGGAAGAAGUCUCGAAAUUAUAAUAUGUCAUUUGAGGUCUGUUAGGGCUCCCUUGAAUUAUGGGGCCCCAAGCAACCGCAUUGGCGUAGUUACGCCACUGACCAGCAUUGCACCCAUGCAAAGCGGGGCGGGCCGCUAGUCUUUUAUAAUAAUUUUAAUACCCAGUCAGUGUAAUUUGGUUGUUAUUACAAAAUUCGAAUUUACCUUUAUGUCCUCGAAUUGCAGCUGCAUUCGUGAGACGAUGGAAUUUUCGAAUAAAAAUUCAUAAUUAUCGCUUUCUUUUUCGUAAUUCUUAAUAAAAUAAUAAUAAGUUUGAUAUAACUUUAUUUUAUUAAUUAAUUUUACUUAACAUUUUAAAGAAUAAAUUCACACGACUUUAUUCCAAAUCUCUAACACGAAUGCCAGAAAAGUGCCAUAAACAAAGGAUUAAUCUAAUACCAUAGACAUUUAUAUAUUAACACACAGAACAGUAAUUUUAUUUGUAAUUCUUUUAUUUAACUUUACCUUUAACAUUGUCACUACUUUUCAAACUUUUCUUAAAAUUGUUAACUCAACUGACAAGACAAAACGAUUCAUUUGAAAUAUUUAAUGAUUUAAAGAUCAUAGCUUUUCUAAUGUCAUUACAGGAAAAUUGUUUUAACUUCCACCUCUUAUAGUUUUAAUACCCGUAUGUAAAAACCAACAAAUUCUUUUAAAAAAAAUUUCAUGAUAAAUAUUUAACCAACCAAUAAAAAAUAUUUGGAUUAAAGAUCAAAAUAUUUUAAACGCCUGUGUGUAUUCAAGUCAGAUGCAGGAUAAAUUGUAUAAGCGACAUUGGAUACGGGUCUCAGUUGCAGGUUAAAUGUUUUAAGCGACAUCGAGUAAAGGUUUCAUAACUCAUUUUCGCCCAGGAUGUCGCUUAAUAUAAAUAGGCCAUGACCCCUCGAUAUUUAGCCAGUGUCACUCGCGAUUAUGUAACCUUUCUCAUAAUAAAUCUCUUCAUAUCCGUUUUGUCUUUCAAAGUUUAUGGUGGAAUAAAGAAACACAUAUGUUCAUAUACUUCUUUUUGUGGGCAGUCGUGUAAAAACUUGAUUUUAUUUUCAGGAUGCAUCAGCAGAAUGGAAGAAGCUUUAGUAGAUGGAGCGCCUAAAGUAGAAAUCGAAGUUGUCAAGACUGAGCCAGAGGAUAAGAUAAGUGAUGCCGGCUCCGUGUGUGGUGAUGCACUAGCAGAUACCGUGGAAGAUAAUGAUGAUGUGAAAUCGGAAACGAACCCAAAUGAUGAAGACGAUCUUCCACUGAUGCGUCGCUUCAAACCAAGAGUGGUGAAGGUGAAACGGCGUGAUAUACCACCACCCUCGCCCGUCCUCAGGCAGAAAGUUGUUGUAAUGAAGAAACCACAAUUGCCUAUGUCGAAAGUGCAACAGCUGAUCCGAGAAAGAGACCCCACGUACAUGACAGAGACGAACAUACUAACAAUAGUAGAAUUCUCAUACGUAUGCCCUUUUAAAUGUAGACACAAUCAUCUCUUAUGUUACUACUGCGGGCAGAACUUUGCUGAUCCAACACAACUGCGAGAUCAUACUGAAAAGAUGCACAAUCCGAAAAAGUUCAAAGUCACCGAACACAAGAACAUGAUAAAAAUAGAUUUGACAAGAAUCGAUUGUCGAUUGUGCAACGCGAAAAUCGAUAAGUUAGAUGAAUUCAAACGCCAUAUAUCCACGAUGCAUGGCAAGAAGUAUUAUUUUGAUUUCAAAGAUUCGGUGUUACCGUUCAAAUUGACUAAGGAAGAAUUGAAAUGUGCUAUCUGUGAUGUUAUGUUCCCUUAUUUUCACGCUUUAAAUAAACAUAUGAAUGAACAUUUUAGUAAUUAUGUGUGUGAGACUUGUGGGUUAGGGUUUGUGGAUAAAGGUAGAUUUGUGAUGCAUCAGCAACGGCAUGAAGAAGGGGACUUCCCCUGUGAGACAUGCGGAAAGAUAUUCAAAGCCCAGUACAACAGAGAUUUGCAUAUAGACCGUGUUCAUAUGAAACGGGGCAGGGUAUAUUGUCCCAAAUGCGAUAUUAAACUGAUGUCUUAUCCGCAGAAGUUGAAGCAUCUUGUUGAAGUGCACGGUGAAGAACCGUUGAGUUUUCCGUGUAAUAUGUGUGAUAAGAUCUGUGAGACGAGAAGGACCUUGACGAUACACAGGAGGAAGGACCAUUUGAAAGAUUACAGGUAAUUUUACAGAUGUUAAAUCGAAUUACUUGAAAUACGAUCCGGAGGUUAAGGGUCAAUGCAUAUUUAUCGACGGCCAUUCGCACAUAUCUGUUUCGGCAUUAGAAGGUCUAAUGUAGGUAAACAAUGAUUUAUCAUGCGCCAUAUUUGUUGGAUCUCUAGACGCAUAUGCAUUUGCUGCAUACCCUGCAGCAUAAUCAUUAGGGAAAAUGUUCAAAAUAUUCAAACACGAUGGAGAUUUCAAUGAGGAAGUAUUAAAAAAAAAGUUAGUUCCCGAAAUAAAACCAGAUGUCGCUACGGUACUUUUUUGAUUUCUCCAUGACAACCCUUUCUUUUCUUUCAUGUGUACAAGUAAAUUAGUUUUCAAAACUCAAUAAACAAUUCAUAUUCUAUUUGUACUUUUUCGUAUUUAUAUUGAUAUCUAAUUUUCGAACUUUGCAAAUUUCAGUUUUUAAAUAUGUUAGUUAAAAGGAACGGAAAUGACUGCCUUUGGUCCAUUCGUUUCCAGCAAAAAACAACUUUUUCUAAAAUCGCCAUCAAGUGGAGAUGCUUUCUUUUUUUUAAAUACUUCCGCAAAGGGAAAACGACUGGGU